GCCCGGCCCGGCCCAGCGCGGGCAAACGGCGGCACCAUGAUGGCGCAGCGGGCGCUCCCCAACCCCUACGCCGACUACGAUAAGUCCUUGGCUACCAGCUACUUCGAUGCCGCCGGGAGGCUGACCCCCGAGUUCACGCAGCGGCUCAACAACAAGAUCCGGGAGCUGCUGCAGCAGAUGGAGAGGGGCCUCAAGGCUGCCGACCCGCAGGACUGCACGGCCUACACCGGCUGGGCAGGCAUUGCUUUGCUGUAUUUGCACCUGUAUGAGGUGUAUGGAGACCCAGCCUAUCUUCAGGUGGCCCACGAGUACGUGAAGAAGAGCCUGAGCUGCCUGACACGACGAUCUAUCACUUUCCUGUGUGGAGAUGCUGGGCCCCUGGCAGUGGCUGCUGUUGUCUACCACAAACUGCAGAGCCAGAAGCAGUCAGAAGACUGCAUCACCCGUUUGCUCCAUCUACAGAAGCUUGACUCGCGAGUGCCAGACGAGCUGCUGUACGGGCGCCUGGGCUACCUCUAUGCACUGGUAUUUGUGAACAAGCACUUUGGAGAGGAAAAGAUCCCUCAAAGUCACAUUCAACAGGUCUGUGAAGCUGUUGUGGCCUCAGGAGAGAGCUUGGCCAAAAGGAGGAACUUUACUGCAAAGAGCCCACUGAUGUACGAGUGGUACCAGGAGUACUACGUAGGGGCAGCCCAUGGUUUGGCUGGGAUUUACUAUUUUCUCAUGCAGCCUGGCCUUGGAGUGAGUCAAGUAAAACUUCACAACACAGUCAAGCCCAGCGUGGACUAUGUCUGCCAGCUCAAGUUCCCAUCUGGCAAUUACCCUCCAUGCAUUGAUGACACCAGAGACCUACUUGUCCACUGGUGCCAUGGGGCACCAGGUGUUAUCUACAUGCUUAUCCAGGCUUACAAGGUCUUUGGGGAACAGCAGUACCUAAGUGAUGCCCUGCAGUGUGCAGAAGUGAUCUGGCAGCACGGGUUGCUGAAGAAAGGCUACGGGCUGUGCCACGGGGCAGCUGGCAAUGCUUAUGGCUUCCUAGCACUGUACAACCUCACUCAGAAUAUGAAAUACCUGUACAGGGCUUGCAAGUUUGCAGAGUGGUGUUUAAGUUAUGGUCAACACGGAUGCCGGACUCCAGACACACCCUUCUCUCUCUUUGAAGGAAUGGCUGGAACCAUUUACUUUCUUGCAGACCUGCUGGUGCCAACCAAGGCCAAGUUCCCUGCGUUUGAACUCUAAUUCUGAGCUUAGCACUUUCCUGCUGAAUCCAUCCACACCUAGAAAAGCAGGUCAAGGCUGCUUUCUCCUUCUUCCAGACUCAUCAUUGUUCACCUAACUGAACAUCAACCCAUCCUCCUGAGGGCAUGCUGAGUUCUCUAAUGCUUCUGGUCAUCUCAUUGCAUUGUUUCAAUUGAAAAGACAGAAGGCAGGUUUUACUGAUGUCUCUUACAAUUGCAGGGCUGCAGGUGGGAGCAGGGAGAAAAUGUACAGUAUUUUAUUGGGUCUAGAGUUUUGCUAUUUUCUGUAUCCCAUUUCCUGGGAGAAAGUUUUCUGUUGAAUGUAACUCCAGCCAUUUAUAUUUUUUUGUGCUGACAAAUAGUUGCAGGAAUUUAAUUGCCUUUGAAAAACAGAACAUGAAAAUCUGAGACUGCAAGUUGCAAGCUCCUUUUAAGUGUUUUCUUUCUGAGCACCCAGGGAGCAGGCAGUUCAGGAACUGGGCUGCUCCAACUGAAGUUAAUGUGAUGGACUGUGGAGUCUUGAUACAUGUUUUCUUAAAUGUCACAGUGCAAGUGGUACAGCUGGAACUUCCAUGAUAAAGCCUUGUCCUGAACUUCCUCCUGUCUGCUUUAAAGGCAAAGGCUAAGUAUAGCUCUUCUGUGACAGACUAGUAAUCCAUUAGCUUUUGUGCUUAUUUGACAUCUUAAGCUAAACAUUGCAAAAAUCCAUCAAUUUAAUGGAAAACUCCCAUCUAAAAGUGAGCUAAGCAUGCUUGUUGGUAUGGAUGCUUCUGCUUAGUUUUGAAAGUGUAUUUUGCAUUCUUUAUUUAAAAUUGUGUAUGACUACUAUAGGUGUUAGGUGGUGCUGGGCCCACCAGCAGCAGCAUGGGAAAUGUAUUCCACUGAGUUCUGUCAGUGUUCAACCUAUUACCUGUAUAGAUUUGGUUUACAUGCUUUGUUUUACAAGCUUUCCUGAACCUGGAUAAUUUCAGUCACUUAUUUGCCUCAUUACUGCUUAUUCUGCUUGGAUAUACAACCACACAUCCAACCAACUGGAAAAUCUGCCCUAGCUUAAGUAGUGGUGACUGUCAAGCAGACCUGGUACUUGCAAGUGGUAAACCUGCUUUUCUGUCCUUAGCUGAUGCUACACUCAUGUGCAGCAGCUCAGGACCUAACCCUUGCAAACCACUCUCUCAGCACUGAGCACAAGCUACACACAGCACAGUGAAGGUCACUGAUGCAGCUCUUUGUGCUGUUUAAGGGCAGCUCCUCAGCCUGUGCCAGAGUCAGUGUGGGUUUUGAUCUUUUAAGGGCCCAGUUCCUGAGUGCCUCAGGCCACCUGAGAUCAGGCAGGCAGGCAGCUGCCUGCUUCCAAGCUGGCACACCCUGCACCGGCAACAGUGAAGCAGGAGGCCCAAUCCUGGCACACCAACCCAGCAAGCUCACAUGUGCCUGAGCACAAGGCAGCCUAACCACAGCUGCACGGGCUGCUCCUGCAAGGAGUAGAAACCAUUCCUGCAAGGCUGGCUGUUUCCUCAAAGCCCAGCCUCCCUCUGCCAUCACACCUUCAUCAAGAGACAGCCCAAAGCACAGAGAAACUCACCUGCUUUAGGCUGGGCAUCCCCAUCAGAAGCCUCAAGCUCACAUGGACUCAGCAGUGGUCAGUCCUUAUCAUUCACAGGGCCUAAACAGCACAGGGAGGUGACUGGAAAGGAGGACCCUUGAGAGCAGAAUUUGGCUACAUUUAACAGCAUCCUGCAGUACAUGGGGCCUGCUCCCAGUGUGGCUAGUGUAAUGGCAGCACAGGGACACUGCUCUGAGCCUGGGCUUCUCCUGGCACUUCUUGUGUAAAGGAGAUGGUUCCUGCCAGAUACCAUGGCAGCACUAUCCCAGGGUUCAUACACCAAUCUGCAUCUGCUGAGGGAGCACUGUUUAAUAAAAAUGCUGAAACGA
This is a messenger RNA of Apus apus (common swift), 3170 nucleotides long. It is a transcript of the gene LANCL1, whose product is annotated as LanC like glutathione S-transferase 1. Bases 37 to 1239 code for a protein of 400 amino acids. Gene Ontology annotation, cellular component: plasma membrane. Lineage: Eukaryota; Metazoa; Chordata; Aves; Apodiformes; Apodidae. The transcript has 9 exons. The record is from RefSeq and is a predicted model, not a curated record. Gene Ontology annotation, biological process: peptide modification; carbohydrate metabolic process.